Messenger RNA from Ictalurus punctatus (channel catfish), 2206 nucleotides. RefSeq names its product Med1 domain-containing protein (gene med1l). The coding region runs from base 307 to 2100 and encodes 597 amino acids. Gene Ontology annotation, biological process: cellular response to thyroid hormone stimulus; regulation of transcription by RNA polymerase II. The transcript is spliced from 17 exons. The record is from RefSeq and is a predicted model, not a curated record. Gene Ontology annotation, molecular function: transcription coregulator activity; nuclear retinoic acid receptor binding; nuclear thyroid hormone receptor binding. Gene Ontology annotation, cellular component: mediator complex. NCBI's taxonomy places the organism in Eukaryota, Metazoa, Chordata, Actinopteri, Siluriformes, Ictaluridae.
UGCGGGUCUGAAGCUAGAUACUCUUAGCGUGGAGAGGCGCUGAUAGGAUGCGUCUGCGCAUGCGUAAUUAGGCUUCUGCAUAAACCAUGCUUAUCUUCUCUUAAGUGUUAGAAGGUGCUAAAACGGUAUUAUUGUAUAGUCUGUCUGCAGUAACAGUUUAGUAGUUCAUUUCUAAUGAGCAAAACAAUACAAUUAGUGCAUUAGAGUCUUGUUUCAUUAUGUGCAAAGUUCGCCUAUGAACCAAUCUUAAAUGCAAAUACCUUGUUUGCUUACUCUUCAUUAGAAGAAACCGGAAACAGAGUUGAGAUGGAAUCAAAAGUGGAUGUUCUGAAGAUGACCUAUUUAUCUAAAUUAAGCCAAAAAUAUUCAGAAAAACCAUGGAGUGAGACCAUUCAGCUGGUGCACAGAUGCAUGGGAAAAUCUAGGACAGACAGCAGGCACUAUGAGCCAAUCAUGAGAUGUCUGCAGAAACUCCAGGAAGCUCAGAAUGUGACCUCUCUGAGUGCUAUGGUGACCAGACUGGAGAUGAUUGCCAAACAGAGGGGACUGGGCUCGCACUUGAGUCCCACAGAGACUGCGUGCUAUCUGACAGCUGAUCUGUUCUAUGUGGAGGUGCUGCUGCUGCCUGGGGGAGAGGUUGAGGAUGUGAAAGUCGCUCAGCAUGGAGAAGCUCCUGAGUCAAAUGCAUCACUUUGUCAGUUGUUAAGGAUGAAGAAAUUUAAGGAAUUCUCACUCAGGAUGGGCGAUCUUGCGUCUCUCUACAAUGUACCAGGCGACGGUGAUACCAGGCUAAAGGUGCUCAAAUCUCUUCAGCAUCUGCAGAAAGACCUACUGAAAAUCUCCAAUUUACCAAGACAUUUGAUAGCGAGUGACGCUCAUGUUGAUCUGGUUCUGAAUGGCAGAAUCGGGAGUAUUACACCUAGCAAAGAAGGAAACCCAAUGAGCAUUGAGUACUACAUCAGCCCCUCAGAUGCUAUGAUGGAGAGGUUACAUCCAGGAGAGGGCAACCGUAGCCAGGCUGCUGUGGUGGUGGUGGUGGGUGCCAGUGCCACUACACACAGGUUGCAGAUGGAGUCUCUGAUUCCCACACCACCUCAAGUGGACUCCACAGGGCUCCCUGCUUUCAUCCCGCUGUCCGAAACAUGCUCCGAGUUACUGCCAGCCUUCUUCCUUCUCAAAAUGAAGCCACCAGUGCCCAUGCUCAGCUCCUUCAUCCACAAGAUGAGCCAAAUAACAGACCUUCCCCCAGAUGCUGACCUGCAGGGGGAGCCACUUUUCCAGUUGCUCCAGUUGACUGCUCUAGAGGACAAGAGGUCCUGUGAUGGAAAGGAUGCUCUCUUUCUUGUGUCUCUGCCGGAUGCCGAGUUUCACAGCUAUUUGUUCACUACUGCUGAAUGGAAGUGUGACUUCUGGAAAGGAUCCCUAAUUCACACGGUUCCUUUCACGCAUCCUGCCCACGUGCCUGCCUUAUUGGACCUCCUCCGGUAUCAGUCUGCCGUCAACACCCUACUGGCGAGCUGCAUCACCAGCCUUAAGCACCAACCAGAGUUAGUGUGUGACCUUAGCGGUGAAAUCGUACCCGAGUCUGACUGUAGCUUUUCUGUGACCUUCAGCAUCCCGGACAGCGAGACACUAGCAGUUUUGCUUGUUUCUGUGGUGAAUUGUCAUCAGCUGCGCUGCAGGCUCCUAAUGCCUGGUACAGUGGAUCAGUCUCUCGAUGAUUAUAUCUCCAGAGUCCUCACACGGUGCAUGUCUAUCCCCAUCACUUUGAGAGCUAUACGGAAGAGGUUAUCCAGCUUGAGGCCACCAGCACUACCACUUGAACCUGAGUCUGCUAGGAAGGCUGUGAGUUCAUCCUCUACACCUGCACACUGUGCUGUAGAAAACACUCCAGCCAUUCUCCCUCCUGCCAUGCUCUCCCCUGAGCCCAUGGAGGAGGACGGGCUUCCCUCUAACCCUGGCCACUAUGUCAUGUCUGUAGCUGCUGCUCCGGCAGUUGAUGUUGCUAAUACAGAUGCGAUUGCUAACCGUUCCAACUGUGCCUCUGUGAGUGUUUAUUCACACUGGGUGGCCAGCAGCUUUCCAGCUGAGCUGGUUUAGAAUAGUGGAAAGGGAUGAUUGUAUCCGAGAUGUAUGUAGUAAAAUAUUUGUUUUGAAGAAAGUCAUUAAUAAAGCUAUUUUAAAUAAAAAAUAUUUUUUUAAAUAA